AUGAGCAAAGCUCAUUUUGUUGCAACCAAGUCAAGACUUGGAAAGUGGUUUGUUGACAACAAUUGGGUGGUGUUUGUGGUGGUUUUUGGAGGCAUUCACGAUCUUGGGGUUCACGUUUCUACUGUUAUUAUUUGGGCUAUCAUCAUCUUCAUCAAUUCAAAGUUUGUAGUAGCCCAAGCUGGUUUAGGAUUAGCACCACCAGUUAUUGCACAAGGAUUUGAUCCACCGGUAGUGGAGUCAUUUCCUGUGCUUACCUUUCCUAUUGAUGGAGAGGUUGGUUUUGAUAUUACUGAUUGUCACAUAUGCUUGGAGAAGUUUCUCCAAGGAGACAAUGUACGAGUGCUCCCUGCUUGCAGGCAUAUUUAUCAUAUUGAUUGUAUCCAAACUUGGCUUACUAGAGAUACUCAAUGCCCUGACUACCGUUAUGACUAUGCAACAUGGAAAUUAGAAAGCAUGCCACCUGAUUUACCUUGA
Camellia sinensis is the source of this 474-nucleotide messenger RNA. NCBI's taxonomy places the organism in Eukaryota, Viridiplantae, Streptophyta, Magnoliopsida, Ericales, Theaceae. The record is from RefSeq and is a predicted model, not a curated record.